Messenger RNA from Perkinsus marinus ATCC 50983, 1976 nucleotides. Its product is annotated as ankyrin repeat and ibr domain containing protein, putative. Gene Ontology annotation, cellular component: ubiquitin ligase complex; cytoplasm. Gene Ontology annotation, molecular function: ubiquitin protein ligase activity; zinc ion binding; ubiquitin conjugating enzyme binding. NCBI's taxonomy places the organism in Eukaryota, Perkinsozoa, Perkinsida, Perkinsidae. The transcript has 22 exons. Gene Ontology annotation, biological process: positive regulation of proteasomal ubiquitin-dependent protein catabolic process; ubiquitin-dependent protein catabolic process; protein polyubiquitination. The coding region runs from base 18 to 1976 and encodes 652 amino acids. The record is from RefSeq and is a predicted model, not a curated record.
CUCCAGUGUCCUUGGACAUGGGCUCGCACGAGGCAUCAUCAUCGUCAGUGUGGUCAAUGAGCGAUGGGGAAGAUGAUGACUCCGCUGCCUUGGACGAGUUCCACUACUAUGAUGAUUGCGAUGUGGAGAUCUCCAAUUGUGAUUCCGAAGGCGAUGUUCAUCCUCACUCCCCUGUUGCUGCUGAAGAUGCAAGGUGUUUUCGAAUGGAGACCGACUCCCCUGCUGAUGUGCAUGUAUUGACCAGCGGCGGGGAUGUCCCUACAGAGGGAGGAGAAGAGGAGGAGGAUGUCCAAGCACUGUCGGCGCAGAUUAUGGAACCACUAGAGGUCGCUAACUCAGCGAAUCCUGAUGAUGAUAGUACUGCUGCUGUUGCUAUCACAACAACUCCAGUGAAGGAACCCAAAGAUAGGCCUUCAUCAGCCACCCCAGUGACCGGCUUGAAAUCUUUAAAGGGCUCGACAGUGAAACAACCGGCAGCGACAGCCGAGAACAUCCUAGCGGCUAAGGACGACAGCUCUGUAUCAGCCCGAAUCUCGUGUGCUAACUUCUGUGUGAUGGCUGCUGCUGAUUUGGUGAGGAUAUCUCGGGAGAAGGCUGCCCGGGUGACGGAGCUACUCAAUGUGACGCUUGAUGACGCCUUUGCGCUGAUGAAGGAGUUCGGGUGGGAAGAAUUGCCGUUGCAGGAAGCUUGGUUUUCUGAAGCGAGAGGAGAGGACUGGGUGAGGGAGAAAUGUGGUGUGUUCAAGUCGAGUGGACCAACUUCCGAUGGAUCUACACGUGUAACCUGCAAGGUAUGCUACUGUGAAGAGCUUCUGAAGGACUGCGUUCUCCUAGAUGGAUGCUCGCUAGACCACGUCACGUGUAAGGACUGUUUUGCCCAAUACGUCAGCACUAAGCUGAGCGACGUGGGCCGGGGGGCACCGGACGCCCGUUGUGUUAUGCACAAGUGCGAGCGACGAAGAGGGUGUGGUCGGGCUGUGCUGAAGUUUUCUCAUCCUAAGGAUGUUCAUCGGAGUGGGGGGAGAGGGAGCUCUAUAGCAGUGGAGUCCGAUACUGUUGUCUGUGAUUGCGGUUACUGUUGGUGUUUCUCCUGUCAAAGGGAAGCCCAUGAGCCAGCGUCCUGCCAGCAGGUGUAUGAUUGGGAAGUAAAGAACUCUAAUGAGAGUGAGAACGUCUCUUGGAUUCUCGCCAAUACCAAGCAGUGCCCGAGGUGUGGCCGGCCCAUUGAGAAGAAUCAGGGAUGUAAUCACAUGAGAUGCAGUGAAUCGGGCGGAGGGUGCGGCCAAGAGUUCUGCUGGCUUUGUUUGACGCCGUGGGCACAGCAUGGGCAGUCUACAGGAGGGCUCUACAGCUGUAAUAUUUACGAACGGAAUACUCGAGAUGAUACGGAAGAAGGGAGGAGACAGCGAGAAGGGAAGGCCAAACACUCCCUGCAGAAAUACAUGUUCCACUAUGAACGCUAUGUGAACCACGAGAGGGCGGCUAAUCUGGCUCGGGAGGUAUCGGAGCUUGGGUUCAUAACGAGCGCCCUACAGCAAGUAGUGGAGUGUCGGAGAGUACUCAAGUGGACGUAUGUCUAUGGUUACUACCUUAAUCGAGUGGACGAAGACUCGGAGGGUGAUAGUGAGAGAGAUUUGCGACGAAGGAUGACGCCUGGCUUGUCUGAUCAUUGGAGCACACGACGGCUGAAUCAUGGGAACUCAUCUUCUGUCCGGCGUGAUGUUCAUGCUGCUGUGGCCCGGCGGCAGUUGUUUGAGUUCCUGCAGAAGAAUCUUGAGGAGAAGACGGAGGCUCUGCAUGAGCUUAUCGAGAAGGACUUGGAGGAACGCUUUAUCCGAUCGCCUGAUGAGUCUACGGACCCAGCAGCGCCCGGUGGAGAUCCUUCGUCCUCUACCCCACUGGCUGGUGACACUACCAUGACGAGUGCAGUGGACAUCGGACUGCGACGACACUACAAGCUCUUGUCUGCUGAGUGA